UUAUAUUAGUUGUAUUUCGGGGUCUGACUUGGGAGAGAGCAUGUAAACAUCCAUAUUCCAUAUUUCUCAAACUCAUUAUUUUUCAUUUUGAGAUUGGUACAGGCAUGGAAGAAUCAUUGUCCCAUCCUCCACAGAUGAGUUUUGAUGUUUUCUUAAGUUUCAGCAAGGAAUACGAACUUUUUACUGCGAAUCUAUGCCGGUCUUUGCGUAGUCGAUUGAGAAUAAGAAUUUUUAUGGAAGAUAAGACCAAGCUCUCGUUUGAGGAUAAUCUUAGCAAAAAGAUUGUGGAAGCAAUCGAAGGAUCAAUGUGUUCAGUCGUUGUUUUAUCAAAGCACUAUGCUUCUUCCAAGUCGUGUUUAAAAGAGUUGGCUAAGAUAAUAGAUCACAUGGAAAAUACGACACACCUGGUCCUUCCUGUGUUUAAAGAUGUUGAUCCUAUUCAUGUUCGACAUCAAUCUGGGAAUUUGAAGAAAAGUUUCGAUGAAUACGAAAAAAGUGCUCAAGAACUCAUGGACAAUGAGCAAAACGAAAAACACUUGAAGGAGAUUGAACGAUGGAGGGACGCUCUGACUAAAAUUGCCAAUCUCUCCGGGCCGGCGACAAAAUUAGUAAGCGGAGUGAUAGGGAUCUCGAGAAUCACAAAGCAGAUAUCAGACAUGUUGCAUCAUCUUAAGUUGGUAGCUGAGAACAGGUAUUUAGUUGAAAUGCCACCUCGACUGGGUCGAAUGAAUAUGCUUCUUGGUAAUUUAGAGUCAAAUGACGUACGUUUUGUAGCGAUAGUAGGGAUGGGUGGUAUUGGUAAGACAACCAUCGCUGAACUUUUUUACGACCAACUUGCACCAAAAUUUAUGAAGUCUUGCUUCCUUCGCAUUGCUGGUUGCAAUUUAGUCUCAUUGCAACAACAACUACUUUCUCAGCUUCUUUUGUCGAAAACCAACAUACACAUUUUGAACGAGAAUGAUGGAGUACGGAAGAUUCAGAGACAUUUGAAAUUUGAAAGGGUUCUUAUUGUUCUUGAUGGGAUCCAUGAGAAAAUGCAACUAAAAAUGUUAGCCGGAAAUCCUUAUUGGUUCGGUCGAAAGAGUCGAGUCAUUAUUACAACCAGAAAUAAAGAUAUUUUUCAUCAUCCAAACUACAGAGAUAAAGUGCAAGAAUACAAUGUAGAGUUACUUCAUGAUACAACUGCCCACUCGCUGUUAUGCAAGCAUGCAUUUGGUGAUGAUGAACCUCCUAAUGAGACUUUUAAGGAUCUUUGUAAUGAGAUCAUCGAAAAAGUCGGAAGACUUCCAUUGGCUUUGAUAAAAAUUGGAUCCUCUCUAUAUGGUCAAACUAUGGAUAUAUGGGAAGGAGCAUUGAAGAGUUAUCAUAAACUGGUUUACGAAAAUCUUUUCUCUGCUAUAUUAAAGACAAGUUAUGAGGGAUUGGAAGUAGAGAGCCAGCAGAUUUUUCUGGAUUGUGCAUGUUUCUUCAAUGGAGAGAAGGUGGAUAGGGUGGUUGAAAUACUUGAGAGUUUUGGUUAUAGUUCACCCCACACUAAACUACAAUUGUUGGUCGAUAGAUGUCUUAUUGAUGUUUCGGAUGAGAGGAUACAAAUGCAUAACUUGAUUCUUUGUAUGGGUCGAGGAAUUGUGCUGGCAACUCAACAAGGCAAACAAAGUAGGAUUUGGCUUCGAGAAGAUGCCCACCGCGUCUUUCAUGAAAAAAGUGAACUGAAAUACAUUCAAGGAAUAGUGAUGGACCUAGAGGAGGGAGAAGAAUUAGUAGUGGAGGCCAAGUCGUUUACAGAUAUGACUGAGUUAAAAAUAUUACAAAUUAACAAUGUGGAACUUUCUGAAGACAUUGAAUUUCUGUCAAACCAAUUGAGAUUGCUCCACUGGCCUGGCUAUCCCUCAAAGUGUUUGCCAUCAACUUUUCAACCACCAUCUCUACUUGAACUACACUUGCACGGUAGUAAACUUGAACGACUUUGGGAGGGAAGAAAGAAAUUUGAGAAGUUGAAGGAGAUUGAUGUGAGUGAAUCAAAGCACUUGGUUGAGACUCCUGAUUUUUCAGAGGUUCCAAAUCUUCGAAGAUUGAUUUUACGGAAUUGUGGAAAACUGGAUGUGGUUCACCCUUCCAUAAAUAGCCUCGAACGUCUUGUUUUACUAGAUCUCGAGGGUUGUAUCAGUCUUAGAAGCUUUUCGUCCAAUUAUAUCAAUUUCAAAAGUCUCAAAACUUUAAUGCUUUCUAACUCAGGUCUUGAGUGUUUUCCAGAGGUUGGAGAGCCUAUGGAUCGUUUGACUGAACUUCACCUUGAAGGAACUAUCAUUAAUGAACUUCCUCUCUCAAUUAGGCAUCUAACUAGCUUGGUUUUAUUGAACCUAAGGAAUUGUACUGGACUUUCAAGUCUUCCAAGCGAAAUAGGUAGUUUGAGUAAUCUUAAGACUCUGAUUUUGAAUGGCUGCAAAGAGCUUAAGGAAAUUCCACCAAAUUUGGGGGAUGUAGAGUCUCUUGAGGAGCUUGACAUUGGGAGAACAUCUAUAAGCCAGGCACCACAUGCCAUUCUUUCUUUACGGAAUCUUAGAAUUUUAAACUGUGAAGGGCUAAAUAGCUUGGCACUCUUUGACUGGUUUAUCGAGAGAUUUUGGGUCACUCUUAAAUCUAAAUCUAGUGACUGUAAUCUUUUCAGUGAAAGUAUUCCUAAUGACUUCUUGCACUCUUCAACUGGUUUGACUGGUUUUUCGAGAGAUUUUGAGUCACCCAGAGAUCAUCUAAAUCCAAAUGAUUGUAAUCUUUUGGACGAAAGGAUUCCCAACGACUUCAGGCACUCUUUGACUGGUUUUUCGAGAGAUUUUGGGUCCCCCAGAGAUCUAAAUCUAAGUGACCAUGAUCUUUUGGGUGAAAGUAUUCCCAAUGACUUCAUGCACUCUUUGACUGAUUUUUCGAGAGAUUUUGGGUCACCCAGAGAUCCAAAUCCAAGUGACUGUAAUCUUUUGGAUGAAAGUAUUUCCAACGACCUCAUGCACUCUUUCACUGAUUUUUCUAGAGAUUUUGGAUCAUCCAGAGAUCUAAAUCUAAGCGACUGUAAUCUUUUGGAUGAAAGUAUUUCCAACGACCUUCGACACUCUUUGAGAGGUUUGAGAGAUUUUGGGUCACUUAGAGAUCUAAAUCUAAGUGACUGCAGUCUUUUGGAUGAAAGCAUUCCCAAUGACCUUCACUGCUUUUCUUCAUUAGAAAUUCUAGAUCUUAGCAGCAAUCAGUUUGUAGAGCUCCCAAAGAGCCUCAACCAUCUCAUUAACCUAAAAGCAUUGUACUUAAAUGAUUGCAAUAAGCUUCAGAAAUUACCAACGCUUCCAGCAAGUUUACAGUAUGUGGGAGGAGAGAAGUCCUUGGACAUGUUGAGAAAUUCUCAAGGUUCCUCAGCAAACACAUCAUCAUCUUUUCCCAGUUAUGUGACGACAGAACUAGACGAAUUCUUAAAAGAAGUCGAACUCAUAGCCUACAGCCCUGAAGUAGAUGUCGUCAAUAAUAUGGGAAAGCAGUGUUCUGAGUUAGUAGCUUCCAGCAAAACUUUAGUUGGAAUGGAGAUUCAGUUGGAGAAAGUGUGUAAUCUUCUAGCUUUAGAAAGAUCCAACAACAUACUCCUUGUAGGGAUUUUUGGAAUAGAUGGUAUUGGUAAGACAAGCAUUGCUGAAGUUGUUUACGAUACAAUUGCAAACAAAUUUCAGAAUAGUUGUUUUCUUCACCUUUCAAAGCAAAAUAAUUUAGUCUCACUUCAACAUCAAAUGCUUUCUCAACUUCUAUCCAAAGAAAUUAAAAUUUGGGAUGAGGAUUAUGGAGCCCAAAUGAUCAAGGAUCACAUGAGUAGUAGAAAGGUUCUUCUUGUUCUUGAUGGAGUUGACGAAAAAAGGCAAAUCGAAAAGUUAGCUGGAAGUCCAGAUUGGUUUGGACCAGGGAGUAGAGUUAUUAUUACAAGUAGAAACAGAGAUGUUCUCCAUCAACCUAAUUACAAAGAUAAAAUGCAACUGCAAGAAUACAACGUGGACUUACUUUCUCAUGAAAGUGCCUACUCGCUCUUCUGCAAGCAUGCAUUUAAAGAUGGCCUUCCUGAUAAUGAUAAGAAUCAUCUUUGUAAUGAGAUUGUCGAAAAGGUUGGAAGACUUCCACUGCCUUUGAGAACCAUUGGAUCCUUUUUGCAUAAGAAAGACUUGAUUGUAUGGAGGGAAACUUUGAAGAGUCUUGGUCAAGUGGAAGAAGAUUUCUUUGAUACGAUAUUGCAGAGAAGUCGUCGAAAAAACUUACGCCAGGGACCCAUCUAGUUUUUCUUUACUGAAGAUCAGCAUGCCAGGAAAAUAGAUAAUCUUGGAAAUGUGCUUAUGAAGAGAAAAGGGCCAACAAAGUAUGUUUCCGUUUGCUUUUCAAAAUUUCAAGUAAUUCGUUCAGUUUCUAUCCUCCAAACAGAGGGCUUUCUGUCAAUUUAUGUUUUCAAAUGUGAUUGUGUUGUGAUGAAAGAUGACGAACUGAGAGAGGAAUUCAAAAGGUUUAUGAGUUUGUUAAUUUUUAAAUUAUGAGAUCUUAAUUUUGAUGUAAAGAACCAUCGGUUUUCUGUCUGCAAGGGAUUUGGGUGCAAGAAAUUAUGGAUGUUUGUAAAUUUAAUUGAAUUUCUGUUUUGGAUUUCAUUGAA
Molecule: messenger RNA, 4663 nt
Organism: Momordica charantia (bitter melon)
Lineage: Eukaryota; Viridiplantae; Streptophyta; Magnoliopsida; Cucurbitales; Cucurbitaceae
Source: RefSeq, a predicted model, not a curated record